AGGAUUCGCAUCGGGAGCGCGCACUGGCUGUUCGGAGAAAAAAAGGCAGAGCGGAGCGCGUCCCCGAGGCUUUGACCCACCAAAUCUCCGGAUCUCCAGACAUCAGCGGUGACGAUGGUGCUGCAGCUGCCGCGGGGGCUCGAGCCCUCAGCCCGGCCGUGUUUCUCCUGAGCGCUCCGGCGGGCGAAUGCCCUCCGCCAAACCGGCGAGGAUGUAUUUUCACCGGCGACCGAAGAAGAUCCACAGCGAGGGAGAGCAGUUAGUGUUGACCCCUCUUAGCCAGGAGUCACCCUGCCGGCAGGACCAGCCCAUGAGCUCCAACAUGUGCUCCCGCCUGGCAGACAGGUUUGAGAAAAGACCCGCUUGCUCGUCCACCGGCUACCGCAAGGCAGACGAUGAGAUGUCCGGGACCACAUCCCAGACGGAGCCCAUCGACGCCACAGCCCGAACCGUCCUCCUCAACCGGCCUCAGAAUACCAAAUUCUGCGACAAUCAUGUCAGCACAACAAAGUACAGCAUCCUCACCUUCCUGCCUCGCUUCCUGUACGAGCAGAUCCGGCGAGCCGCCAAUGCUUUCUUCCUCUUCAUCGCCCUGAUGCAGCAAAUCCCGGAUGUCUCUCCAACGGGUCGCUACACCACCCUGGUGCCACUCAUCUUCAUCCUGACCGUGGCUGGAAUCAAGGAGAUAAUUGAGGACUAUAAAAGGCACAAAGCAGACAACACAGUGAAUAAAAAGAAGACGACAGUCUUGCGUAAUGGAGCAUGGCAGACCAUAAUCUGGAAACAGGUGGCAGUGGGAGACAUAGUGAAGGUGACCAAUGGGCAGCAUCUUCCCGCUGACAUGGUCAUAGUGUCCUCCAGUGAGCCUCAGGCCAUGUGCUACACCGAAACAUCCAACCUGGAUGGAGAAACCAACCUCAAGAUCCGACAAGGUCUCUCUCUAACGGCCGCUGUUCAGUCCGUGGAGGAACUGAUGGCUCUUUCUGGCCGGCUGGAGUGUGAAGGACCAAAUAGACACCUGUAUGACUUCACUGGCACACUGCGCCUGGACAACCACAAUCCAGUUCCUCUUGGCCCAGACCAGGUUUUACUCCGCGGUGCCCAGAUUCGAAACACACAGUGGGUUGUGGGUAUAGUAGUCUACACUGGUCAUGACUCCAAACUCAUGCAGAACUCCACUAAAGCCCCUCUGAAGCGCUCGAAUGUGGAGCGUGUGACUAACGUGCAGAUCCUGGUGCUGUUUGGGAUCCUCCUGGUGAUGGCUUUGGUGAGCUCCAUCGGGGCAGCUAUCUGGAACAACCAGCACACUGACGAGGCCUGCUGGUACCUCUUCCGCGCAGGUGACAUCUCCCUUAACUUCUGGUACAAUCUACUGACCUUCAUCAUUCUGUACAACAACCUGAUCCCCAUCAGCCUGCUGGUCACACUGGAGGUUGUCAAAUUCACACAGGCACUUUUCAUCAACUGGGAUGUGGAGAUGUAUUAUUCUGAGACUGAUACACCUGCCAUGGCUCGGACAUCCAAUCUGAAUGAAGAACUCGGCCAGGUGAAAUAUCUAUUUUCUGAUAAGACGGGCACUCUGACCUGCAAUGUCAUGCACUUUAAAAAAUGCACCAUAGCUGGAAUUACAUAUGGGCACUUUCCUGAUCUGGACUGCGAUCGAUCCAUGGAGGAUUUCAGUAACCUCCCUUCCAGCAGCCACAACUCUACAGAGUUUGAUGAUCCUGCUCUCAUUCAAAACAUUGAAAAAAAUCAUCCCACCUCUCCUCAGAUCUGUGAGUUUUUGACGAUGAUGGCUGUGUGUCACACUGUCGUUCCUGAGCGAGAUGAAAAUCAGAUCAUUUAUCAGGCCUCCUCACCAGAUGAGGGAGCCUUAGUAAAAGGAGCCAAAAGCCUGGGUUUCGUGUUCACAGCAAGAACGCCACAUUCAGUUAUUAUUGAAGCGCGUGGGAAGGAGAUGACUUACGAGCUGCUUAAUGUUCUAGAAUUUUCCAGCAACCGAAAGCGCAUGUCAGUGGUGGUCCGAACACCAACAGGGAAACUGCGACUGUAUUGCAAAGGAGCAGAUAAUGUCAUUUUUGAGCGGCUGAAUGAAGCAUCCCAGUAUAAAGACCUGACUGUAGCCCACCUGGAACAGUUUGCCACUGAAGGUUUGCGCACUCUGUGUUUUGCGUAUGUGGAUCUGGAGGAGAGUGUGUAUCAGGAGUGGCUGAAGAAGUAUAACAGCGUCAGUACGGUCCUGAAGGACCGUGCUCAGAAGCUGGAGGAGUGCUACGAGCUGAUAGAGAAGGACCUGCUGUUGCUCGGGGCGACAGCUAUAGAGGACCGCUUGCAGUCGGGCGUCCCAGAGACCAUCUCCACUCUCAUGAGGGCUGACAUCAAGAUAUGGGUUCUGACCGGAGAUAAGCAGGAGACCGCAAUCAACAUUGGUUACUCCUGUAGGCUGGUGACACAUGGCAUGUCCCUCAUCAUCGUCAAUGAAGACUCUCUGGAUGCCACUCGAGCCACUCUGAUAGCCCACUGCUCGUCUCUGGGGGAUUCUCUGGGGAAGGAGAAUGAGCUGGCCCUCAUCAUCGAUGGACAGACACUCAAAUAUGCUCUGAGCUUCGAAGUCCGGCAGGCCUUUCUGGACCUUGCACUGUCCUGCAAGGCAGUCAUCUGUUGCAGGGUGUCUCCUCUGCAGAAGUCAGAGAUAGUUGACAUGGUGAAGAAACAUGUAAAGGCCAUCACUCUGGCUAUCGGAGACGGAGCGAAUGAUGUGGGAAUGAUCCAGACUGCUCAUGUAGGAGUGGGCAUCAGUGGCAAUGAGGGAAUGCAGGCCACAAACUCAUCUGAUUACUCUAUAGCACAGUUCUCGUACCUGGAGAAGCUGUUGUUGGUUCAUGGAGCCUGGAGCUAUAACCGUGUUACUAAAUGCAUCCUGUACUGUUUCUAUAAGAACGUGGUGCUUUACAUUAUAGAGCUGUGGUUUGCCUUUGUGAAUGGCUUCUCUGGGCAGAUCCUGUUUGAGCGCUGGUGCAUCGGCCUCUACAAUGUGAUUUUCACCGCACUCCCUCCCUUCACGCUGGGUAUUUUCGAUCGACCGUGCAGCCAACAGAACAUGCUGCGGUUCCCACAGCUGUACCGCAUCACACAGAACGCAGAAGGAUUCAACACCAAGGUGUUUUGGGGUCACUGUAUAAAUGCUCUUAUCCAUUCCAUCAUCCUCUUCUGGUUUCCACUAAAAGUAUUGGAGCAUGACACCCCUUUCGGGAAUGGCAACAGCGUGGACUACCUGUUUGUGGGAAACAUUGUCUACACGUAUGUGGUGGUCACAGUAUGUCUGAAAGCUGGUAUGGAGACCACAGCAUGGACAAGGUUCUCUCAUCUGGCUGUGUGGGGCAGUAUGGUGCUCUGGAUGCUCUUCUUCGCCGUUUAUUCUGUUAUCUGGCCGCACAUUCCCAUAGCCCCAGACAUGCUGGGCCAGGCUGGCCGAGUGAUGCAGUGCUGGAGCUUCUGGCUGGGUCUCAUUCUGGUGCCUGCAGCGUGUCUGCUCAAAGACGUGGCAUGGAACGCAGGGAGGCGCACAGUGAGGAAGACUCUGCUGGAGGAGGUGCAGGAGCUAGAGGCUCGGGCUGUGGACCCUGGAGCGGCCGUCCUCAGAGAUGCCAGCGGCCGCAGUCUGAAUGAGCGUGCCCACCUGUUGACUCGGGUGUUCAGGAAGACUCCUUCCAGUGUGGGGCGCUCCAACUCUGUGCAGCAGACCGUGUCACAUGGCUAUGCAUUCUCCCAAGAAGAACAUGGAGUGGUAUCCCAGUCCCAGGUCGUGCGCUCCUACGACACCACCCGUCAGCGGCCCAGCGUGUAGCUAGCCGAUGCCUCACGACGGAGUUGCCAUGGCGACAGCCUACACAGACUUUUAAAGGGACAUGCUCAUUCUGAGCGAUCCUGCUGUGGCCUUACUGGACCUCUGAAGUGAACUGGACUGAACUAGGCUUGGCCUGCGCUUCCCUGGGCCUUGCUUUACAUUAACCAAGCCUUUAUAGGCAAGACUGAACUGCUGGGGAAAGUGGGUGGGGUUUAUGGGUGGGA
This is a messenger RNA of Pygocentrus nattereri (red-bellied piranha), 4071 nucleotides long. It is a transcript of the gene atp8a2, whose product is annotated as ATPase phospholipid transporting 8A2. NCBI's taxonomy places the organism in Eukaryota, Metazoa, Chordata, Actinopteri, Characiformes, Serrasalmidae. Gene Ontology annotation, molecular function: ATPase-coupled intramembrane lipid carrier activity; ATP binding; magnesium ion binding. Gene Ontology annotation, cellular component: plasma membrane. The record is from RefSeq and is a predicted model, not a curated record. Bases 188 to 3847 code for a protein of 1219 amino acids. Gene Ontology annotation, biological process: neuron development; phospholipid translocation. The transcript has 38 exons.